AUGAAAAUUUUCUUGAACCUUCUUCUGCUCAUUCUCAUUCUGGAGGUUGAGGGAGGGAUUCCACACACUUCUCAGCGGAUUCGAAGAAAGAUCUACAUGAACGACGAAUCUGAGUUCUUUGCCAUGGCUGACAAACUCGAGGAAGAGAGAUUCAGAAAAAGGGAAAAAGAAGAACAGGAGAGAUUGUUGAAAACCGAAGCCGCCGAAGCCGCUGAGAGAAAGUCGUGGGGACCUAUCAAGCGAUGUCUUUUUAUCAUUGGAUGUCUUGUUUUCGUGUUUGUGGUCAUCAUCUUCGCCUACGGUAACAGACUUCAAAUCGAGUGCAAAAUGCUUGGGUAUGGCCACCUUUGGACUGUCUUCCGUCGUUUCUGUUCCGGCACCAACGGGUUCACCCGAGAGCUCAACCACCAAAUCGAGGACAACCAGGAUGGUAACCGCAUUGAGCUUGAUGAGCAUCCAUUCCUGGAGCGCUACUGA
This is a messenger RNA of Caenorhabditis briggsae, 477 nucleotides long. NCBI's taxonomy places the organism in Eukaryota, Metazoa, Nematoda, Chromadorea, Rhabditida, Rhabditidae. The coding region runs from base 1 to 477 and encodes 158 amino acids. The transcript is spliced from 3 exons. The record is from RefSeq and is a predicted model, not a curated record.